AUGGCAAUUUGUAAAUGGUAUGGUUAUCCAGACUUUUUUAUAACCAUUACCUGCAACCCCAAAUGGCCGGAGGUUCAAAGGUUUCUUAAGGACACAAAUCUUAAUCCGGAGGAUAGGCCUGAUAUUUUAUCUCGAAUUUUUAAAAUAAAGCUGGAUGCAAUUUGUAAAGAUUUGAAAGACCGUGAUUUGUUUGGAAAAGCUUCCGCUGUUGUUUACACUAUUGAGUUUCAGAAGCGAGGAUUGCCUCAUGCACAUAUGUGCUUAUUCAUGGAGAAUGAUUACAAACUUCCAACUGUAGACCAUGUUGAUCAGUUUAUUUCUGCAGAAAUCCCUGAUUUAAACCAAGACCCUGAACUAUAUACGCUUGUGAAAGACCAUAUGAUUCACGGUCCAUGUGGUAAUGCUAGAAUGAGCUCUCCAUGUAUGGUUGAUAGAAAAUGUUCAAAAGGUUUUCCCAAGAAAUUUCAAGAUCACUCAACCUUGGAUUCUAACGGAUUUCCCUUAUACAGAAGAAGAGAUGACGGUUCCUUCGUUUUAAAAAAUAAAAUUCAGUUAGACAACAGAAGUGUUGUACCUUAUAACAAAAAGCUUUUGAAAAGAUAUCAGGCGCAUAUAAACGUUGAAUGGUGCAACCAAGCGGCGUCAAUAAAGUAUUUGUUCAAGUAUAUUAAUAAAGGUCCUGAUAGAGCAACAGUUGCUGUGGUUCUGAGCAACAAUGAAAACGAACAACCAGAAAAUGAUGAAAUUAAAGAGUAUUAUGACUGUAGGUAUAUAUCUGCGUGUGAAGCGUCUUGGAGGAUUUUUUCUAAUGAAGUUAAUUAUAGGAGUCCUUCUGUUAUGCGUCUUCCUUUCCAUCUUCCUGGACAACAAACAGUUUGUUUCGGUCCUGAUGAAGAUAUUAAUCAAGUGCUAAACAAACCAUCUGUGAACUCAUCAAUGUUUUUAGCUUGGAUGCAACGUAAUCAAGAUCCUAACGACCAUGUUGCACGUACACUAACAUACGUACAGUUUCCGCGUUUUUAUGUUUGGAAGCUUGACAAGCGUAUAUGGGUUCCGAGAAUAAAAGGAAAAACAAUUGGAAGAAUUCAUUCCGUUUCUCCUUCUACCGGUGAAGCGUACUAUUUAAGAAUUCUUCUUAACAAAGUUAAAGGACCAACAUCGUUUGAUGAUAUUAAAACAGUUAAUGGUCGAGUGUACGAUACUUUUAGAGAUGCUUGCUAUGCGCUGGGUUUGUUGGAUGACGACUCUGAGUAUAUUGAGGCCAUCAAAGAAGCAAAUAUAUCAGGUAGUGCAGGUUAUAUUCGCAAUUUAUUCGCCACCAUGUUACUGUCAAGCACAUUAUCUAGACCUGAAGUUGUCUGGGAAAGCACAUGGAAGUAUAUGACAGAUGAUUUUCUGUACAGAUUCUCAAAGUAUCAUCGUGUUUCAGGUUUAUCAAUUCCUGAUGAGCAACUAAAGAACUACGUUUUAUGCGAAAUAGAGAAGUUUUUAACUCGGAAUAAUUCAUCGCUUCGGAGAUUUUUAUCAAUGCCUUACCCGGAUACUUCAUCUUUAGAUAACUUUCGCUGCCGAUUGAUUAACGAAGAGCUUGCUUAUGACAGAACAGAGUUACAAAAUGUUUAUCAAGGUCAGGUGAAUUUGUUAACGGAUGAACAACGUGCAGUAUAUGAAGAAAUUAUGAACGCAGUUCAUGGAAACAAUGGAGGAGUAUUUUUUGUUUACGGUUAUGGCGGGACCGGUAAAACGUUUUUAUGGAAAACAUUAUCUGCUGCAAUUAGGUCAAAAGGUCAGAUUGUAUUAAACGUUGCAUCUAGCGGAAUUGCAUCAUUGCUAUUGGAGGGAGGAAGAACGGCUCAUUCUAGGUUUCAUAUACCUUUGAAUCUUAAUGAGGAUUCCGUUUGUCAUAUAAAACCAGACGAUGAUGUAGCUAAAUUACUACAGCAGACCAAACUCAUUAUAUGGGAUGAAGCUCCUAUGGUUCAUAAACAUGCAUUUGAGGCUUUGGAUAGAACUAUGCAUGACAUUUUCAAUAUAUCUAAUCCAUCCAGGUCUGAUGUUUUAUUUGGAGGGAAGGUGAUUGUAUUUGGUGGUGAUUUUAGGCAAAUACUACCUGUUGUUCCAAACGGUGGACGUCAAGAAAUUGUGAAUGCCUCAUUAUGUUCUUCUUAUCUGUGGAGUAAGUGUAAGUUGUUGACGUUAUCUAGAAACAUGAGGUUAACUGUUGGAAGACCAUCAUCUGAAGUUGAAGAGAUUAGUAAUUUUGCAAAAUGGUUGUUGGACGUUGGCGAGGGAAAUGUUGGUGGUUCCAAUGAUGGAGAAGCAAUAAUUGAAUUUAGUACAAGAGCUAUACUUGCGCCUAAGAAUGAGGUUGUUCACGAGAUUAACGACAGAUUGUUGGCAGUUUUCCCUGGUGAAGAAAAAGAGUAUCUUAGUUCUGACAGUCUAUGCCCUACUGAAGAUGGCAAUGUUGAUCACCAAAAUAUAUAUUCUCCUGACGUGCUCAAUGGUCUCAAAGUGUCUGGUUUACCAAAUCAUAGGUUAGUCCUUAAAGUUGGCGUUCCAGUAAUGUUGUUGCGAAAUAUUGACCAACGAAAUGGUUUGUGUAACGGUACAAGGUUAAAGGUCACAAAACUUUACAGCCGUGUUAUUGAAGCUGAGAUAAUUUCUGGUGGUAAUAUUGGUUCUCGGACAUUCAUACCUAGAAUCAAUUUGGUACCUUCGGACCGAAAGAUUCCUUUUGCAUUUCAAAGGAGGCAAUUUCCAAUAACUGUAUGUUUUGCAAUGACGAUUAACAAAAGCCAGGGACAGUCGCUAUCUAAGGUUGGGUUGUACCUAAGACAACCAGUUUUCACACAUGGUCAAUUGUACGUAGCUUUAUCCAGGGUUACAAGACGAGAUGGAAUCAAGUUACUAAUACUUGACAAUGAUGGCAGGCCUACAAAUAAAACAACCAAUGUCGUAUAUAAAGAGAUAUUCAAUGGAUUGUGA
Helianthus annuus (common sunflower) is the source of this 2988-nucleotide messenger RNA. RefSeq lists its product as uncharacterized. Gene Ontology annotation, biological process: telomere maintenance; DNA repair. Gene Ontology annotation, molecular function: DNA helicase activity. Lineage: Eukaryota; Viridiplantae; Streptophyta; Magnoliopsida; Asterales; Asteraceae. Bases 1 to 2988 code for a protein of 995 amino acids. The transcript has 4 exons. The record is from RefSeq and is a predicted model, not a curated record.